AUGGCGUCUAACCUAGCCAAAAAGCGGGCAUUGGCUGCAGGAUUUGGCACCAAUGCCAAUGCCGUAAAAUAUCUCAAUCAGGAUUUUGAAGCGCUUAGGGCGCAAUGUUUAAGUCGAGGAGGGCUAUUCUCGGAUCCAACUUUCCCAGCCGCACCCGAGUCUUUGGGCUUUAAUGAACUUGGACCAAGCUUGUACAAAACUAAAGCAGUGCAAUGGAAAAGACCAGGAGUAAGUCUAUUUUUCCACCCAUUAAUGUUAUAUGCUUUAGUUUAUUUAGAAAUGUUUAUUUGAAACAUUAUAAUAUAUAGGGAUUUCCUAUUUCCCAUCAUAUUUACUCCGUUCGUAUUGUUGCCCCGUGCGUUUUAAACUACCCCGUGCAUCAUUUUGCCUAUAGCCUAUUCUGCGAGUAUUUUCUAAAAUAUUCAGUAGAGGGGCUUUUGACGCAAACGAACUCAACUGCGUCAAUAGCCUUUUCAUGCUGCAGAGAUUUGUCCACAAGAGGCCAUGAUAAAACCAAGCUAAACAUUGAUUUAUGCACUUCAAUGAUUGUAAAGAAUUUGGCAUUUGCGACGGCAUAACAAUAUUUCAUAUGCUAUGUAGAUUGUGAAUGUCUUAAUAUACCAUUUGACAAUUUUACUAGAUUUAUCAAUUUUCCCUUUGCUUUUAUAUGAGAUAUCCUAAGCAUAGAAAAUACUGUAGGCUUUGUUUGUUUUUCUGCUAUUGUGGUUAAUGCAUGGUUAAAUGUGACAUAAUAUCCUCAGGAGUUGUGCUCAAGACCAGAGUUCAUUGUUGGAGGAGCCACCAGAACAGAUAUCUGUCAAGGAGCUCUAGGUAAGUUAUUUCACACUCUUGUAGGCUCCACUGCAAAGCAAUUUUUAUAGGAAAACUGCCUUUGGAAAAAGCCCCCAGUGCAUCAAAACGCAAAUUGGACUAGUACAGCCCCUACACUCAUGUCUUAAAACGUCAACUUCAUGCACUGCAUAAGCCCUACACCACAAGGCAGAACAUUCCAUUACACCAUAGCCUAUUUGUCAACAGUAUUUUUAUGUUAUAUACAAUUUUCUGAAAUUGACCAUAUUGAAUUAUCAUUAUAAUUGCUCACACAUUGAUGUCAGAGAUGUACCUACCCCAAUUCUCUGUUGCUGAUGAAUGCAGGAGCAGAUUUCAGGAACAGGACAAGACACCCUCUUUUUGACUGAUGACUGACAUAAGGGCAUGUAUGUAUUUGGCCUAACUGGCUUAUAUGAUUCUGAUGGUCAUAAUGCUUCUUGACAGUGUCAUAAAGUGUAUAUUCUUAGUCCAAGCAAAGUGACACAGGAUGGUCAUACUGCUUCUUGACAGUGUCAUAAAGUUUAAAAUCAUGACUUUAAAGAAUUCAAUACAACAACAACACAGAAUUGAAGAAACAAACUUUCAAUCAAAAGGAAACUUCUUGGCAGGGAAAAAACACAUUUGAAUGUAGGUGUCAUAACCAGCCAUAGAAUAACGCAAUAUACACUACCGGUCAAAAGUUUUAGAAUACCUACUCAUUCAAGGGUUUUUCUUUAUUUUGACUAUUUUCUACAUUGUAGAAUAAUAGUGAAGACAUCAAAGCUGGUUGAGAGAAUGCCAAGAGUGUGCAAAGCGUCAUCAAGGCAAAGGGUGGCUAUUUGAAGAAUCUCAAAUAUAAAAUACAUUUAGAUUUGUUUAACACUUUUUUGGUUACUACAUGAUUCCAUAUGUGUUAUUUCAUAGUUUUGAUGUCUUCACUAUUAUUCUACAAUGUAGAAAAUAGUAAAAAUAAAGAAAAAACCCUUGAAUGAGUAGGUGUUCUAAAACUUUUGACCGGUAGUGUAUGUCACAACAGGUGUAAAUAAAUGGGUCAUGACAGUGUUAUCACCAUAUUAUCACAGGUUAUGACAAGUUAUGUCAGCUGUUAUGACAUAUUAUGUCAUGGUUAUGACCCUAUCAUAAUGUGUUAUGACGCUAGGUGUCAAGUAAAGUGUUACCGAAUUUUGUAUUUAUAGUUUUGCAAAGGGGCAUCUAAGAUAUGCAAUCCAGAUACAAAGACAAGAAAGUGAUCUGAAGUUUGGCAAAUUAAUUUGGGUAUUUGAUCAUUGUUGUUCUGUAAUAGGUACGUUUGGCCACAGUUCCGGAAAAAAAACGCUUGCACGUGAUUGAGAAAAACGGUAUAAUAUAACUAAUAUUUUGUUACCUAGUUUUGUUAAUUUGAUUUCCUCAGUUGACUUAACUUGAACAUUUAACUCAAUGGCCUAUGUCCUCAUAACAAACGUUAUGAUAGGACGCUAGUUUACAGAAAUGUUUGUCUCCAGUUAAUGUUUAGCCUACCAUUGCAGAUGUCACAACUGCAUUGAAAAUAUAAUAGAUAUCAACUAGUUAAACCACUUAGAAUCAGUUAUUUUAUUGUCAAGUGACUGUUGGCUUUUCGCUGUUGUCUGGGUGGACUUACCAGAUCUGUUUAUUGUUCCCUGUCCCCAUUCAAACCUAGAGUAUAUGAGAGGAGAUUAGCUACUGUCACGCCCUGACUCUGGGGACUCUUAUUUGUUGAGUCAGGGUGUGAUUUUCUAUGUUGUAUUUUCUAUGUUUGGAUCUAGUAUGUCUAGAUCUAUGUUGGCCGGUGUGGUUCCCAAUCAGAGGCAGCUGUCGCUCGUUGUCUCUGAUUGGGGACCAUACUUAGGCAGCCUAUUGGCACUAGUGGGUUGUGGGAUCUUGUUCCGUGUAAGGUAUGUUGUUUGUCUACCUUGGACGUCACGUUUCGUUUAGUUUGUCGUUGUGUUUAUUCGGUAUAAUAAACAUAUCACGCUGCGCCUUGGUCUGACCCGUUCAUCAACGAACGUGACAGCUACAGACAUAUCCUUCCAGUGUGUUGCCACAUGUCACAAUGCACUCUUGUUUGCAUUGGGCAAUACCUUGGUGCACUCACUGCUUGUGGUAAACAUGAUAAUACAUAUAUUCCCAAAAAGUACACAACCUUCAUCUAUAUAAAUAACCCAAAUAUACAAACUUAGAUCCUGUUCUUUGUUUAAUUUUUUAUUUAGGUGACUGUUGGCUUUUGGCUGCCAUUGCCUCUUUGACACUCAAUGAAGAUGUCAUGGCUAGAGUGGUCCCCAUUGGACAGAGCUUUGGGGAAAGUUACGCUGGAAUUUUUCACUUUCAGGUAAAAUGAAAGUGAAGAAAGUGAACAAAUGUUGGGCUUUUGUUUGGUAGAAUUUGUAAUCAAUGUGUACUCACCCAAAAUACAAAUAGGUAACAAUGUGUACCUUUUACUGUAAUCAAAAUAUGCUACACGUUUUUAAACAUUUAAAUCCAUAGGUUUGAAAAUACACAUCUAAACUGACUAAUUAAGGUACGAAAUUGUAUUGAUUAAUUUCUCUCCCUCCCAUUACACAGUUUUGGCAGUUUGGGGAGUGGGUGGAUGUUGUCAUUGAUGACAGGCUGCCCACAAAAGAUGGAGAGCUGCUGUUUGUUCACUCAGCUGAGGGCUCAGAGUUCUGGAGUGCACUGCUGGAGAAGGCCUACGCCAAGUGAGUCUAUAUUCCUUGCACUUAAUGAUAAACUGCCAGUGUAGCAGUCAAAAAUCUAUGCGGACAGAACGCAAAUAUUGCAUGGCAAAUGCUAGGAAUACGAUACUUUCUUUAGGCACUGUAGGGAAAAUAUUGUGUGACCUAUUUUAAACAUCUGUGUGAUCUAGUCUUUUUAAUUUCACAGUCUUUCUGUCUUGCCCACAGGGUGAAUGGCUGCUACGAGGCCUUGUCUGGGGGCUCCACCACUGAGGGCUUUGAGGACUUCACUGGGGGCAUUGCAGAGAACUACGACCUGAGGCAACCCCCUUCGAACAUGUUCCAGAUUAUUAAGAAGGCAAUCGAGUCAGGGGCUCUGCUUGGCUGCUCCAUUGACGUAAGGCUCUCUUGUCGGUCCUUUUCACGCUGUUUAUUUUAACAGCACAGUUGUCACCAUAGACAUCGUUAAAAUAUAUGUUUCAAGUUAUCCUGUUGGAUAGUGUGUUUGUUAUACAGGUUUUCUUUGCACAGUGUGUGCCUUUAGAAAUGGAAAAUGGAUGUGUGAAAUACAUUACGAGAGGUAGAGUAGAAAGGGGAAAAUGUGUAACAUAAACAGAUCAAUCAAUCAAUCAAAUUCUGCAGUGCUUUUUUAAACACAUUUGUUACAAAAUGCUUAAUAACAGUAACCUAGACCUAAGCCUAAAAGACAAAAGACCAAACAGGCGUGUCAGUGGCAAGGAAAAAGUAUUUUGGUAGGAAGUAACCAGGUCGUGUUGAAGUUUAAAAUAUAUACAGUAUGAACAUCUAGGUCUUGUAUAACAAUUCAGUUCCGAGUUCAUUCCAAGUUUUUUCUCACACCACUACAAUUCUUUGGUCAAAUCCCAGUUUUCCUGUGUUGGUGCAGAUAACCAGUGCCGCUGAUUCGGAGGCAGUCACACAACAGAAGCUGGUGAAAGGGCAUGCCUACUCCCUAACAGGGGCUGUUGAGGUGAGAAAAAAAACGAAAGCCUUCCAAAAUGAAAGUAGAUUGUGUAGAUGCGUGGAAUUUUUAACAUUUUGGUCACUGUAGAAUAAAAAAAAGAUAAAUAGUUACAUUCUGCUAACUAUAAACAUUCUGGUUAUGGCAGAAGGGUGACUUAAUGUAAAGUGUCAUUCCACCACCCACAUGGGUCCAUGAGGGUAAUUAUGUGUAAGUUGUGCGUGUGUUUAAGGUGACCUAUCGUGGCUGUAAGGAGAAGCUGAUCAGAAUACGUAACCCUUGGGGUCAAGUGGAGUGGACAGGGGCUUGGAGUGACAGGUGUGCCUUUAUCAGAACAAUAGCUCAGAGAAAUGAAUGCUCAUUGUACCUUAUAGUAAAAUGACCUUUCACUGCUUUGCCCUCCUUGCAGCUCCUCCGAGUGGAACUCCGUGGAUGAUUCAGAGCGCCAGAAUGUCAAAGCUGAUGAUGGAGAAUUCUGGUACAACAAUUUUAGUUAUUUAGAGUUGAUAACCAUGUGUCUGAUGCUAACACAUUUGGGUAACACACUGAGCUGCUCCCCACAACAGUGUCAUAAUAAUGUCAUAAACAUUACAUAUCUUAUUUACAUUUUAGUCAUUUAGCAGAUGCUCUUAUCCAGAGCGACUUACAGUUAGUGAGUGCAUACAUUUUUCAUACUUAUGUCACCAAAUGCCAAGUAGCAAACUUUUCAACAAUGUGUGUUAUAAGGCGAUGAAUACUAUAGUUUAGAUAACCGCCUCCUUUUAACGCUUAUUCUUGAAGAAGAGUUUCCAAAUAAAUCACGCUGCCAAAUUAUAUUAAGGUUUAUGCUAAUUUCUGAACUUGCACAAUGGUUUUGCACUACGAAAAUGUCGCCCUUAUGUCACGCGCGCGAUGUGAACCCUGGUCUCUCACAGGAGAAACCAACGUCUUGACCUAGAACAAGAGGAAAUGUCCUCUUGGGCCAGUGACAUUGAUUUUGAAGUCACUUGCAGGUGACUUGCUACCUCAUCACAAGACUAUGAGCCCGACUCAUGUCCGCUAAACUUAGGCUAAAAUUGCUAGAUCUAGCCAAAGCCUUAAGAACUCUUUUAGGCAAAAGAUUCUAGCUGUAGCCAAAGCCUUAGACACCUGUUAUGUCAUAUGCGUUCACGUAACAGUAACUAUUGUGCCUGAAAAGGUUUUAUGUUAUGACCAUUGAAAGGUGCAUUCUGUAAUUUCCAGUCAAAAGUGCUGCCCCUGUUCUUGUUUCUAAACUGAAGGGUGGGUUGUAGCAAAUGUUGGUGUUUUUUUGUUACGCUUACAUUUUUCUGUUUCGUUUUUUUGUUACGCUUCUUGCCCAAAUGUUUUCAUAGUACCUGAAAUGAAAAUGAAAAGAAAGUUACAAAAUGCACCUACCUUUAAAGUGUAUCUGUCCCCUUUAAUCGAUCAACUGUAUCAGCUAAGGAUUCCACCUAUUCUUGCCCAUGUGCAGGAUGUCAUUUACAGAGUUCCUGCGGCAUUACUCGCGCAUAGAGAUUUGCACUCUGACCCCAGAUACGCUAACGGAUGACUCUGUGAAGCACUGGAGCGUGUGUAACUAUGAUGGUAGCUGGAGGAAGGGUUCCACUGCUGGGGGGUGCAGGAACCACGCCCGUGAGUACAAUUGCUAAAGUCUUCAAAAGUGACCAUAUUCGUCUCUAUACUUUCACAUAGAGAACAGAGAACCAUUCAUUUCAAUGGAACCUAUUUGAUAUUCAUCAAUAGUGCAAAAGCCAGUACAAAAGCUGGAAUUAUAUUCAAUUCAUAGCAAUGUUUACAAAGCUGGCAAUGUUUACGCAGUGUCUUUGUUUAGUGGAAUCAGUGGUAGCUGUUACAAAUGCUGUGCACAACAUUUUAUUGAAUAUUAGCACAACAUUCCAAGGAUAUUUGAAAGUAGACUAAUGUUUGUUUAAAACCUAAUUAAAACGUAAUAAUUGGAAUGUUAGCUAAUGUUGGUUGGGAAUGUUCUUGGUUUGCUGGGUGUACUGUUGUAUUCAACCUCAUUCAGCUUAACACUCCUCAAACAAAGUAAACUCACACUAUUUCAUGCUUUAAAAAAUCCAAGACACUUCAGAUUAUUCCAUUACCUCCCUCCCAACUCCAGACACCUUCUGGAUGAACCCCCAAUUUGUGAUCAGGCUGGAUGAGGCGGACGAUGACCCUGACGAUAACGAGGUGGGCUGCAGCUUCGUGGUGGGCCUGAUCCAGAAGAACCGGCGCCGGCUGAGGAAAGUAGGCGAGGACAUGCACACCAUUGGCUUCGCCAUCUAUGAGGUGAGGAAGGUCUUUCUCAACCCCCUGCGGUUGUCUCGAGAAAAGGCGGUAGGUUUUAGCGGGCAAAGCAGUUUCACAAAACAUUCCACUUACCCCAUACUCCUUGUACAAUUUGGACGAAUUGAACUAGAUAGUCAAGGUGUUCAAAUCUCAAAGGAGUCUGACAUGCUCUGUUGGCAUUGGCCGAUUUUGUCAAAUGUAUUUAAAUGUUUUGUUUUUGGCGUUGGCCGAUUUAUAUAUUUGGAUAACUGUUUAUUUCGAUGCUGCAAUUUUCCAACUGACUGAAAAUAGCUGUUAUUUAGUCAGGAUUUCAUUGUCAUUAUGAGAUGAUUCUAAGACUAUAUAUGCAUAUCAGAAUUCUUACAAUGCAUUAUAAUUGCAUCACAUUAACAGAUGUUUGCAGAAGACAAAUGAGUUGAUAUGAGGUGAAAAUGUAGUUUUCUUGUUUUGUUUUAGGUUCCACCACAGGUGAGGGAUUAACCAAAGCGACCAUGCAGUGUGUAAUGACCAAAAGUCAACAAAGGUCUGCUACAUAUGUUUACAUACAGUGAGGGAAAAAAAGUAUUUGAUCCCCUGCUGAUUUUGUACGUUUGCCCACUGACAAAGAAAUGAUCAGUCUAUAAUUGUAAUAGUAGGUUUAUUUGUACAGUGAGAGACAGAAUAACAACAACAAAAUCCAGAAAAACGCAUGUCAAACAUUUUAUAAAUUGAUUUGCAUUUUAAUGAGGGAAAUAAGUAUUUGACCCCCUCUCAAUCAGAAAGAUUUCUGGCUCCCAGGUGUCUUUUAUACAGGUAACGAGCUGAGAUUAGGAGCACACUCUUAAAGGGAGUACUCCUAAUCUCAGCUUGUUACCUGUAUAUAAGACACCUGUCCACAGAAGCAAUCAAUCAAUCAGAUUCCAAACUCUCCACCACGGCCAAGCCAAAGAGCUCUCCAAGGAUGUCAGGGACAAGAUUGUAGACAUACACAAGGCUGGAAUGGGCUACAAGACCAUCGCCAAGCAGCUUGGUGAGAAGGUGACAACAGUUGGUGCGAUUAUUUGCAAAUGGAAGAAACACAAAAUAACUGUCAAUCUCCCUCGGGCCUGGGGCUCCAUGCAAGAUCUCACCUCGUGGAGUUGCAAUGAUCAUGAGAACGGUGAGGAAUCAGUCCAGAACUACACGGGAGGAUCUUGUCAAUGAUCUCAAGGCAGCUGGGACCAUAGUCACCAAGAAAACAAUUGGUAACACACUACGCCGUGGAGGACUGAAAUCCUGCAGCGCCCGCAAGGUCCCCCUGCUCAAGAAAGCACAUAUACAGGGCCGUCUGAAGUUUGCCAAUGAACAUCUGAAUGAUUCAGAGGAGAACUGGGUGAAAGUGUUGUGGUCAGAUGAGACCAAAAUGGAGCUCUUUGGCAUCAACUCAACUCGCCGUGUUUGGAGGAGGAGGAAUGCUGCCUAUGACCCCAAGAACACCAUCCCCACCGUCAAACAUGGAGGUGGAAACAUUAUGCUUUGGGGGUGUUUUUCUGCUAAGGGGACAGGACAACUUCACCGCAUCAAAGGGACGAUGGACGGGGCCAUGUACCGUCAAAUCUUGGGUGAGAACCUCCUUCGUUCAGCCAGGGUAUUGAAAAUGGGUCGUGGAUGGGUAUUCCAGCAUGACAAUGACCGAAAACACACGGCCAAGGCAACAAAAGAGUGGCUCAAGAAGAAGCACAUUAAGGUCCUGGAGUGGCCUAGCCAGUCUCCAGACCUUAAUCCCAUAGAAAAUCUGUGGCGGGAGCUGAAGGUUUGAGUUGCCAAACGUCAGCCUCGAAACCUUAAUGACUUGGAGAAGAUCUGCAAAGAGGAGUGGAACAAAAUCCAUCCUGAGAUGUGUGCAAACCUGGUGGCCAACUACAAGUACUAAGUCAUGUUUUGCAGAGAGGUCAAAUACUUAUUUCCCUCAUUAAAACCCUCCUUUUACUGUAUUCCGUACCAGGGGUUGGAACCGGUUCAGGGAACAGAACCAAAAACUGGAAAAUAAUAAACAAUUUCGAAGAACAGAACCAGAACCGAGAAUGAAAGUGAGCUCUACUGUUACGGAACAGAACCGUUAUUUUAAAAGCAUGGGAACCGGUUAACAAUGUUAUUUUUACGUUCCAGGCAUUUUUUUCCAGUCCCACAAAAACAUGCAACAAAGCACCUAUGCAAAUCCUUCACUGUCACUCAGAAACGUAUUCCACUGUCUGCCUGCCUGCCAGCUGAAAAUCUUUGCCAGUGUGUGUGUUUAGGCUACCUGCCCCUCCCUCCGAAGCAUGCAUAGUCUACUGUAGCUACUGACGUUACAGGCAUGAUUCAGAAAUUAUGGAGAGAGAUUUUUUAUUGGAGUCAAUGGAUUAACUUUUUCAAUGCUAGAUAAGGAUACUAUAGUUAUCACGUUUCACAUUGGAUUUAUUAACUACAAAAAGGUAAGACGUGUUUUUAUUUUAAUUAUAGUGCCGCUCUGCAUACACAAGCUUGUUAGCUAGCUAGCCUGUUAGCUAGCUCUGGUCUAGCUCUUGAAAACUCUAGGCGGCAUUAUGUGUAAUGUAAUGGAACUGAGAAUUAUGAUCAAGGGCUAGCUCUGGUCGAACGUUAUAGUUAAGCCAAAACUCUCUGAAGUACAAAGACAUUCAAAGCUCCUUCAUAGAAGCUGCUCCUCCGUAGGUAUAAUUCUGUUGGCCUAAUUCAGAUAAUGCAUGUCAUACCAACAAGAUGCCCAGCGCUCCUCACCCGCAAAAUUUCAGUCGCAUGUCGCACCCUGCAUUACACUUGUCUGUCCAAUGCAUCUACAUAGCUUGCCCGCUCCAUAGCAAGCUGCUUUAUCCAUUGGUAAAAUCAUGUAAUUUCGAGCUGAACGUAAAACUUUUUUCAGAGGUUUAAAAAGGAACAGAAAGGAACGAUAUAAACUGUUACUGCUUUUUGGUUCGAACCGGUUCAGAACUUUAUUUUGCUGGUGGGAACAGCAGAAUGGAACUAAAAAAUUGUUUCUGUUCAGAACGAAACAAUUGGAAAAUAAUGUUGGUUUCCAACACCUGUUCCGUACUUUAAAUAACCUUUAUGACUGCAUUUUUUUUGUUUGUUUCUUAAAACACACCCUGCAUCUUUCCCUGAUUUGGUUCAUUCUCCUGUCAGUUUCAUGGCCAGAGAGAGAUUCACCUGGACAAUAAUUAUUUCCUGACACAUGCUCAGAAGGCCCGGUCUGAGACCUUCGUCAACCGUCGAGAGGUUAGCACCCGCUUCAAAAUGCCCCCCGGGGAGUACCUCAUUGUGCCCUCCACCUUCGAGCCACACCUAAAUGGCGACUUCUGCCUCCGCGUUUUCUCAGAGAAGCAGACUGAGACUCGGUAAUGCUCUCACCUUUGUUCAGGUUUCAUCCAUUUUCAGGGCCAAGGGCCGAUUCAGUAAAUGGUUAAAUUACUCCUGCACAAACAAUUACCUCUGAAAUGUAAUGUGUUGAUAGUCUGACUUGUUACUGCCUGCUAAGAUAUAACAUUUUUGUUUUGUUUUAUGUUGUGCUAUCUAGACCAUGUGACGAUCCUGUCAAGGCAGACUUAGAUGAUGUGAGUAGUGCACAGACUGCCUUGGUUUCACUUAAUUGUAUGGUAUUGUUUCCACUAGUAUUUACCUGGUAUUUACUAGGAAAUUGGGUAGUACCAAUACUUAAGGUACUUUCUGAUACUUAACACAAUAAUGAAUAGUGCCUAGUCGUCCUUGUUAAGAAGAAUCCCAAAGAAACAAACAUGUUCUUCAUAGGUUAUUACUAUGUAAUUACCAUUUUACCAUGCCAUUUCUAGUAAAUAUCUAUUCGUUUAUGUACUGUAAAACAAAGUUUGAAUUCUGUUUCUUGGUUUAUUGUGAGUAUUGCUCUCAUAUCUUUACAUCCAUAAACAUUCUAAUUAUGUUCUAAUAUCAACUAUUUUAUUUUUUAGGAGACUGUAUCUGAUGAUGACGUCGACGCAGGAAUUUCGAGGCUUGUUUGCAAAGCUUGCAGGAGAUGUACAUUCUUUUUUACACAUCAUUCUUUUGACCCUUUUAUCAGUGCAUUACAACCUCAUAACCACCUCGUCCACUUACAAAGGAUGUUCGAGGGUGAACCUAAACAUCAUUCAUCUUGAAAAGGUUUCUCUUUGGGGUUCUUGAGUAUUUUAUAUGUAUUGUCUUUUGUUUUAUUUCUUCAGGACAUGGAGAUCUCUGCAGCAGAGCUGAAAACCUUCAUGAAUAAGAUUGUCUCCAAACGUAAGCAAAAGUUUUGUUUUGUGGAUCUGAGGCAGAUUUGAAGUGUAUGUAGCUAUGCAGUGUUAUGGGAUAGCCCAUUGUACAAGUGAUUUCACCCGCCCUGAGAUCUAGUCAACUGUUGCUCACCCCGGUUGCACGGUUGACUUGAGUGACAAAGUGUUGUUGGGAACAUUGGAUCGUCCAAGGUUUGCUGUUCAGGGAUGGUCUCUGUUACUCCUCCUACUUAGAAAGCACACAGCAUCAGAUGGACCUGAAGGCUAUUCCAGAAAGAUGAAUAAAGCAAAUGCAAGCAUUUAUUAUUUAGGAUACACUCAUUGAUGGCCUAGUACAAAUGUAUCAGUGCAACAAACAACUAGCAAAUUCAUCCACAUGAUUCUUGGAGGAGGUAGGACAUCUGAUUUGAUUGGUUGAGAACAUGUGAGUGUAGCCACAAAAUCAGGAUAGAGUUGAGCUAACCUGUGAUGAGGCAGGUUUUUUGUGGAUGAUUCAUUGCCAUCGUUUCAGCUGUCUCUGGAGCUGAAAAUUCUAUCUGGAGCGGCGUUGAUUCAAGAUCUGACAAACAUUUGCUGGCUAACUCAUUAAUCUCCCUUUUCUGGAAUAUCCCUCAAUAGUCCUUUUUGUUGUUUUGCAGGAACUGACAUCAAAACAGAUGGCUUCAGUCUUGAAACCUGUAGAAUCAUGGUCAACCUCAUGGAUGUAUCCUUUCUUUCCGUCAGUAUUCCCAUUCUAAAUGUGGUUUCCAUAUGUUUGCUGUGUUUCAAACCGUUCCAUUUAUUCCAUUCCAGCCAUUACAAUGAGCCCAUCCUCCUAUAGCUCCUCCAACCAGCCUCCUCUGUUCUACACUAUAGUAUGUCAAUCUCCUAACUUAUAUCACAUUAACUAAAGUAAUGCUUUCAUCUGCUUGCCAGUGGUACGAAUUUCCUUAUGUUCCAUGUUCAACCAAUUAUUCGAUAUGGUGUGCUCGUACUGAAAGUUUGAAUCUUAACUCUACAGUAGGACAGUGGAAAUGGAAAAUUGGGCCUUGGGGAGUUCGCUACUCUGUGGAAGAAAGUGCAGAAGUACCUGGUAAGAUAUGUGUCGAGAAGGGUUUGAAUUUCUACCAUGAUGUGGGUGCCCUGAUUGCUAUUUUCUAUUGGUAGUUCCCAGCAAUUUCUACAACAGGUGCCACAGGUAUGACAGAACAUGCUCAACCAAAAACAAUGAUGAGGUGCAUAUCUUAGAUUAGUCACACAAAGAAAAGCGGAGGGUCUUGACCCCUGUAAUACGCUCAUAUUUAUUGCAAAUAGAUGGCCAUCGUUUCGGCGGCGGGUAGCCGAGCAGUUAGAGAGGCGAGCAACGGUAGGGUUGCCAGUUCCAAUCCCGGGUCCGACGGUAAAAAUCUGGCUGGAAGUGAGCUGGCAACCAGAGGGUAUCCUAGAUGCCAUUGUGUGCCCUUUAGCAAGGCACUUAAUAACAACAGCUCCCUGGGCGCCCAGUGUGGCAGCCCCCCUGCAUCGCUUCCUGUAUGUGAAUGUAUGUGUGUCUUUCGGAGGGGUUGGGUUAAAAGCAGAAGUCAAAUUUCUGACCUUGUGUUCAAUUGACCAAUAAAGUGAUCUUAAUCUAAUCGACAAAGUACAGAUAUGUUCAAUCUUUUACGACAAAUAUAAUGGCUCAUAUUUUUUUACACUAGUACUUCACAAGGAACAUAAGAUACUCAACAUUUACAACAAAACUAAAAGAUAAACUAACAAACAAAAUACUACUUAGGAACAAUGCACAAUGUAUACAAUUACACAUUACAUUAAGUUGGAAAUAGUGGAUGUAGUACUUACCCAUGCUGAUAAUGUGGAGCAUGCCAUGUUUAACCUGGCAGUAAUGCAUAUGACGUCAUUGUUAUGACCAUAUGUUAUAACAAAAAAAUAUUGAAUUGGGUAAUAUGUGCCAUUUGUUCCUACAGGGUAUCUAUAAGAAGAAUGACAUGGACAAUUCAGGCACCAUGAGUACUCCAGAGAUGCGUAUGGCCCUGAAAGAAGCAGGCGAGUCUCUUGGCAUUUUCUGAUCCUGUGACUACUUUUUAAUUGAGCCUAUCUUUUUGGCUUCCUUGGAGAUUUCGCUGAUCUGACAGAUAUGGGUUGGUGAAAGUGUUCACCGUUAAGUAGAAGUAGAUAGGGGAAAGGACAAAUAUCAAUAGUAUUGUAAUGAGGCACCCGAUUUGGAAAAGGACUGGUGCUAGUAACCAUAGAGUUCAAAUUCCAGAAACAGAGUCGUUGAGCAAGGCCUAAGCUUAUUGGUCAUAGAAGUGAAUAAUGUAUGUGCAUAACAGAUUAAAAACCCAUUGAAGCAGUUUGGAGUAAGGUGAAUUGAGCUGAACUGAAGGUGUUUGCAACAGAAAGAAAGUCUUAGGUACACAGGCUGUCAUUGCACUCAGUGCUUCACUGCUCAGUUUCUAACAAGGAAACUCUUCUUUUCCUUCCUCAGGCUUCACUUUGAACAACAGCAUUUAUCAGAUCCUCAUAGCUCGCUACGCUGAGCCAGACAUGACCAUCGACUUUGAUAACUUUGUGGCCUGCCUUAUGCGUCUGGAUAUGAUGUUCAGUGAGUAUUGUUGGCUUUCUCAAAAUCCCAAUCCAUAAGAUUUCCUGUUGUUCAAUGGUCAUCAUUUCAGUUAAUGAUAUAGCCAUUUAUUCUUGAGGAAUUAAACUUACAGUUGCCUUAUGAACAUCUGUUUUACCCUAUCAUAACCCAAAGCCUGUUGUUUCACUCCAAAUUAUGUCGUUUGUUCUCUUCCAAACCAAGUGGCUGUUGGGCUGAAACACAAACUCCAGUUUGUGGUCAUUUUAAAACUAAUGAAGAAACAGUGUUUAAAAAUUAUAUAAAAUCAAGCAAAUCUAACACUAGGCACUGAAUUCAUCAUUUGGGCUGUAACCUGUGUGUUUGUUUUUACUGUAAAUAAUUGAUAACUACUCUAUUUUUACAGGAGUCUUUAAGAAGAUUGAUGCUCAUGACAGUGGCUCCAUAGAGCUCGACUUCCAUCAGGUCAGUUAAUUAAUUAUUCAAAGAAACAAUGAAGACUGCUCUGACUUGCAUAUGAUGGAUAUGGUACUGCAGAUAGCUUGGAUUCACAACACAGGUAUGCCUAAUGCAAUAUGAUGGUCUGUUCUUUUUGUUACAGUGGCUAACAUUUGUGAUGAUCUAGAAGACCCCUGUUCAUUCCGAAGAAAAAAAUGUGCAAGUUCAAAAAAAACAAGUAUUAAAUAAUUAUUUAAUGGAAUUUUUUUAGAUUUUUAUAUCACAUUUUUGUAUGGAUUUUAUUCAAUGCUGCAUAGUAUUGUGUAUUCAGUAAGACAUUACUAACUGUGGUAUGGUAUUACUGUGGUAGGUUUAAUGUGAAUGUCAUUCUGUAAGAGGAACAACAAUAUAUUUGUUCGCAACCACUGUAAUAUGUUACUUUUUGUAUUAGAAAAUAUGCCUUGUAGAGAUUGUGAAAUUGCUUUUAAUUUUGGCUUGUUUUAUGGAAUGUCCACAUGGAAUUCCAUGCAAAUGCUUAAAUAAAGAUAUAUUCUAUUCUAAUAAUGUUAACAGUCGGAAAUUAAUCAAUCGGCUAUAUGUAGGCUUUUAGGUUAUAAACCAACGGUCCAUAGGCAUAUACGGUCUAUGAUGCGCAGUUGCGCACUAACUACACACGGAUCUUGGCCCUUUAAUAAUACGCUAAAUAAGAUUGGGUGGAUAAAAUUGGCUUGGUGGAUUCGAUUAUGCUGAGCCGCGGGCCACCUGGCAUUGGCCCGACACGUCAUCGGGCAAAAGCGUGACUCCCUUCACAAACCAAACAGUAAUCUGCUCCGCUCGGUCAUUUUGUCAAUAAGGCAGCAUGAUGCAUCGCCCAAAAACAUACAACAUCUCUUUUCCAUAAAAUAAAUGUUUGAAUUUUCUAACUAGUUUUCAAUGGGAAGGCAGAUAAAGCGUUUUUAUCAAACGCAAUCCCUUUUGCAUGGGAAAACACAGAGGUAAUUACUACAGGUGCUUUAUUGCGUCUCUUUUGUUUUGAACGGGACACCUGGCUCACGCCCGGGAGGCGGCCCUUUUCCAAAUCGAAUGCAAUCAAUUUUCAGCCGACGCAAAACACACCAACACCGGCGCCAGGCGGGAUUCAUCGAACCCUCUCAUUUUGACGCUGCUAACCCCUCCCACCGGAAUGGGCUGGGCAAGACACUGCAGUAACAACACUGAUUGCAGCUUUGUUCUUCUUUACUCAUAUGACAUGAUAGACAUAUUUACACAUAUCAGUUUACAGAGAAACUGAACGUCACAUCGAAAAGUGUCUAAAAAAAAUCGAGUCAGUGGUAAGUUAUGUCUGAUUUAUGAUUUGGAAUGCCAGAUGCAUGUCUCUAUGUGAUUGUGUUAUUGAAUUGGACAAUUUACCGGAAUGAAAUGCGCUGAAACUCAGCAUAAAAGCAGAAAUUGCAUGUUACCAUGCUUCAUUGCAAUGAUAAUCUAUGUCAAGCAUGUCCAGUCAUGGAAAUUAGUUUUGCACGUUAUGAUCAUGCAAUAUGAUAUGAUGAACUGCUCCAUGUCAGCUGAUUCCUCCAAACAUGGCAGGGGACGGACUACUUUCUUCAUAGAGAGACGUUGUCGUUGAUGUCUUUUUACGAUAUAAUUUAUAAAACAAAAUUAUUUUUCUCUGAAAUCCUCCAUUACUGUCAUACUCCCUUUACUUGAAAUGCUACUCUCUGACAUUGCUAUUUAUACAAUUCUAAAAAGAGAAUGAGCUCAUUUGAUCCACUGAAAACAUUAACAAAUGUGAUAUUCACAGGGAUUAUUGCAGAACGUAAAGUAGCCUAUAGGCCUGUACUUUAAAUGACUCUCAACCAUGCAGAUUGUGGUUCAAUGAAUUGUUAUUAAGGAGGCUAACUGAUUGUUAUUAUGGGCUUAUUGUAAAGGUGAUGCAGCUUUCUGGAAGGGGUGUGAACCUGAUUAGACUUAUCAAUACUCAAAGCAACAAUUUGAUCAAUUUGUAUAGGCUAUUGGAUUUAUCCACGAAAAUGAUCAUGAAACGUUUUCUUGAUGACCAUGAAAUGAACAAGAAAUGCUAAUUUAAUGCCACGUUGUUACCUAUAAUGUUGGCAGGCAAAUUGGAUUUAGUUACAAUAGACUUGCCACAAGCAUUUCAGUUUCAAUCAACAAUAUUGAUUCAAAUGUAUUGUUGCAGCCUUGUGUAUUGAUAUAUCAAUCCAAAUGAAUGCAUUAUUAGUAUUUUUAUCUUGUUACAGUAUGAAAGCAGAAUUAAAAUAUGGAGUAUACCCCAUAAAAAUGUAUUUGAUUGGUAAUAGAAGAAGACUAGUUCUGUUUAUUGUAUUAGGUGCAUUGUGUAAAUUAGUGCAAAAACAAAAGGGGAUUCAAACUGUUUUAAAAUGGAGCAUCACUACUAGUUUAUUGAAGUGUGUUUGAUUUCCACAGCAAGUGUCUUUGGAUGGAAGAAGGGAGUCAUUGUCUGCAACAAUUCAUUCUGUUUUUAGGACCUACUUUGUGAUGUACCAUACAGAUGUACUGUCUACUACAACGAUCGACUAUCAUACCAUAAACCUUUUUUGUUAUGAGACACAGUUCAGCGUUCAAAAACAGUUGCUUCUUGUUAUAGGUCUGUGAUGCUACAGUGCCGCUGUGUUGAAAGCAAGCCCUGGCCCCCCUCUAGUCAAUGAACUUAGUGAAUGACAUGACAUACUGUACCAUUCAGCUCUAUAGCUACCUAUAAGAGUUCUCUACCAGCUGCUGUCCUUAUCAAUCUCAUGUCAGUGAAAUGUACAACACGGACAACGAACAGUGUUUCUUGCUUGCAUGUGUGUAUAGCUCACUGCUUUGCUAUACUACAGUGAAAUUCUAGCUAUGUAUGUUUGUGACUGCAUCUGUGAAGACUGAAUCCUAAAUUAACUGGACUUUUGUUUCCCCAAGCCUGCUGCCCCUGUACCACUGAAGGACUGAAGGUACAAUAAUAUAGAUAUGUGUUCUUGUCAUGGUCUGUUCAGUGACUGGAAUGGAGUCUAAUGUACAGAUUGGAAUUGUAGUCCCUUCUCUAACCUAACCAUCAAAUAAUGUUUUAUGCUGUAGUUUCAGUUUUGUGACUGACAGAAUUGCAUGGAUGGACACAAGGUGUCCUUCCUCUAUAUCCAAUUAUGUUAGAGCAGUGAUCACUUUUUGUAGGGCAGGCCAGGAAGAAUGCCUCUUCAAAGUACAGUGAGGGAAAAAAGUAUUUGAUCCCCUGCUGAUUUUGUACGUUUGCCCACUGACAAAGACAUGAUCAGUCUAUAAUUUUAAUGGUAGGUUUAUUUGAACAGUGAGAGACAGAAUAACAACAAAAAAAUCCAGAAAAACGCAUGUAAAAAAUGUUAUAAAUUGAUUUGCAUUUUAAUGAGGAAAAUAAGUAUUUGACCCCUCUGCAAAACAUGACUUAGUACUGGUGGCAAAACCAUUGUUGGCAAUCACAGAGGUCAGACGUUUCUUGUAGUUGGCCACCAGGUUUGCACACAUCUCAGGAGGGAUUUUGUCCCACUCCUCUUUGCAGAUCUUCUCCAAGUCAUUAAGGUUUCGAGGCUGACGUUUGGCAACUCGAACCUUCAGCUCCCUCCACAGAUUUUCUAUGGGAUUAAGGUCUGGAGACUGGCAAGGCCACUCCAGGACCUUAAUGUGCUUCUUCUUGAGCCACUCUUUUGUUGCCUUGGCCGUGUGUUUUGGGUCAUUGUCAUGCUGGAAUACCCAUCCACGACCCAUUUUCAAUGCCCUGGCUGAGGGAAGGAGGUUCUCACCCAAGAUUUGACGGUACAUGGCCCCGUCCAUCGUCCGUUUGAUGCAGUGAAGUUGUCCUGUCUCCUUAGCAGAAAAAAAAAUAAUGUUUCCACCUCCAUGUUUGACGGUGGGGAUGGUGUUCUUGGGGUCAUAGGCAGCAUUCCUCCUCCUCCAAAUAUGGCGAGUUGAGUUGAUGCCAAAGAGCUCGAUUUUGGUCUCAUCUGACCACAACACUUUCACUCAGUUCUCCUCUGAAUCAUUCAGAUGUUCAUUGGCAAACUUCAGACGGGUCUGUAUAUGUCCUUUCUUGAGCAGGUGGACCUUGCGGGCGCAGCAGGAUUUUAGUCCUUCACGGCGUAGUGUGUUACCAAUUGUUUUCUUGGUGACUAUGGUCCCAGCUGCCUUGAGAUCAUUGACAAGAUCCUCCCGUGUAGUUCUGGUCUGAUUCCUCACCGUUCUCAUGAUCAUUGCAACUCCACGAGGUGAGAUCUUGCAUGGAGCCCCAGGCCGAGGGAGAUUGACAGUUAUUUUGUGUUUCUUCCAUUUGCGAAUAAUCGCACCAACUGUUGUCACCUUCUUACCAAGCUGCUUGGCGAUGGUCUUAUAGCCCAUUCCAGCCUUGUGUAGGUCUACAAUCUUGUCCCUGACAUCCUUGGAGAGGUCUUUGGUCUUGGCCAUGGUGGAGAGUUUGGAAUCUGAUUGAUUGAUUGCUUCUGUGGACAGUUGUCUUUUAUACAGGUAACAAACUGAGAUUAGGAACACUCCCUUUAAGAGUGUGCUCCUAAUCUCAGCUCGAUACCUGUAUAAAAGACACCUGGGAGGCAUAAAUCUUUCUGAUUGAGAGGGGGUCAAAUACUUAUUUCCCUCAUUAAAAUGCAAAUAAAUUUAUAACAUUUUUGACAUGCGUUUUUCUGGAUUUUAUUGUUGUUAUUCUGUCUCUCACUGUUCAAAUAAACCUACCAUUAAAAUUAUAGACUGAUCAUUUCUUUGUCAGUGGGCAAACGUACAAAAUCAGCAGGGGAUCAAAUACUUUUUUCCCUCACUGUAUUUGAGCGUAGUGCUUGUUCUGCCCUUUAAGUACCCAGCCAUAUAAAAUAAAUAAAUACAAAUAAAUUGGUAAUUUAGCAGACGCUCUUAUCCAGAGCGAUUUACAGGAGCAAUUAGGGUUAAGUGCCUUGCUCAAGGGCACAUCGACAGAUUUUUCACCUAGUCGGCUCGGGGAUUAGAACCAGCAACCUUUCGGUUACUGGCACAAUGCUCUUAACCACUAAGCUACCUGCCGCCUUCAUGAACAAAAUAUGACCUGAGAUUAAUGGAGUGUUUUACAUUUUUUGUGAAAAACUCCACUGAAAGUGUAUGCUCAAUAGUCAAACGGUAUCUUCGAAAGGCUAGCAUUUUUGUAAGCCCACUAAUUAAUUGACAUGAAAAUACCAGUGGAAUUCCAGAUAAUCCAAACGCCUUUACAUUGUGGCACUCAGUUUUAUCUAUGAAAUAUUCAGACAGCACUCAGAGAGAAGGUCCUACCCAUGGCUGCUCUGGGCCCAUCACUGCUCCUAGUUCUGAGACAUUAUCUCCAUUGUCAUGAGUAAAAAGCGUAUACUGAUAAUGAGCCACAUCGUACAGUGUCCUCUCUCAUUUGAAACAAUGUCCCUCUGCCUGCAAGUGUAUUCUGUCGAGGCUAUUUAUAUGCUAGCUUCCAGUAACCCACCUCUUAACACACACACACACACACACACACACACUCUUAUUUUUGUCCGUCUCAGCAUGUACCCAUUCGGAGGGGUCUCAGCACGUAUCCAGAGGGACAGACUACACGCUGAGGGAAUGGGAACCAACGAGCGGGCGCUGAAGUUCCUCAACCAGGACUACGAGGCCUUGAAGCAGGAGUGCCUGGAGAGCGGCUGUCUGUUCGAGGACCCCUGCUUCCCCACCGAGCCAACAUCCCUGGGCUUCAAAGAGCUGGCCCCCCACUCAUCCAAAACCCAGGGCGUGGAGUGGAUGAGGCCCACAGUAAGAGACUGAUAGGAGUUACACUGGCUCCAAAUGAAUAUUGUAGUUGAAGCUAUACUAGAGAUACACAUGCAAAUCCCUUGGUUGUAUCAACCCAAGUAAGGAUUUGUCCCUAAACUCAUGAAUGGUAUUGCAAAAAAGAGUGAGUGUAAACUGUUCUAGUAGUAUCUUAAUAGCUUUUGCUCCAGCCUCUGAAUCAAACCCUUGUUCCUGUGUGGUUAGACUGCAGGAUUUGUAUGUGCUACUUGCAGACACAGGGCACCCUAGAUACAUUUUGCGCCUGAGCUGAGAAUUAAAUUGUUAUUUUGGCAUGGAGGGGCACGAUGAAUGGCAUGUAAUGAGAAAAAAACAGAUGCUCUUUUCAGCAGAGGGUUAGAGCUUUUAGAGUUAGCAUUUAGAGUUAGCAUUUCACCAAACCUGAAAAGGUGCUGUAAAAGAUGAAUCUAUCAUUCUGACAUCUGUGCACUUACCGAUAAUUCCUCCCACCCCAUGCAAAGAUAAAACACUCAAACAACAAAUCAGACACCCUUCCUUGAUUUUAUAUAUACACAAAUGGUUGUUGAUACAUUGCUGUGUUAACAAUGUUCAACCUAGCCUGGGUGCCAGUCUAUUUCUGCUUUCAAAUAGUUGUUUUAUGUUGGUCUUGGAACAUUUAUUAUAUUCUUUACUACAGCAAAAUGUUUUGGUGGACAAAAAACAAAUGUAACUCAAAAUCCCUCUUUCACGCAGCAUGUGAUGACACUGUCAUUCUGUAGCAGAGGUAAUGACAGCACUGAUGAUAGUUUAACGGUAAUGUGGAUGUGGGUGGGCGGGAGAGCUAUGCUCACUUCAGUCAGCGUCCCUUGCCUGGGAGUGGUGAACAAACAGUCUAGAGGCCUACAUGCCAGACAUAGCUCCUCCAACAGCUGCUGCUUGUGUAUACUAACUAACAGCACGAGCCGCUAAAUGAUUUGAACAUAUUAAGGCUGAGAGGGCAGUCCUACUCUCUCACACUAGCGGCAGCUGUUUACUCCUCAAAUGAUGCUUUGAUGUCAUUGACAGAGUAACAAUCUACUUUUGACAGCCUUUCUGAAAGCUUGAAAGUUUACUAAAGAUACUUUCUGUGUCAGUGCAAAAUGGACAUGGUUGAAGUUGCAAAAUCAUAAGGAGGGGUACUGUAGCUACACAAGCUUUUGCACCAGAUUUAAAAACAUCAGCCACAUUUUCAUUCAUGAUAUUUGUCUCGAUGUGUACAUAUUUGUAGGUAUUUAUUUGAUUGUUUCUGGUUUUACUUCAUUUUCAAUAGGAGCUUUCAGAUAACCCUGAGUUCAUUUUGGGCGGAGCUACAAGGACUGAUAUCUGUCAAGGAGCACUCGGUGAGUAUCAAUGUGUUUAGGUGUCAAUGUGCUGUAAUAGUUUGACACUAAAAGGGGGUUUAAUGGCCUUACAAAGAUUGUUAUAUACAGUACCAGUCAAAAGUUUGGACACACCUACUCAAGGGUUUUUCUUUAUUUUUACUAUUUUCUACAUUGUAGAAUAAUAGUGAAGACAUCAACUAUGAAAUAACACAUACAGUGCCUUGCAAAAGUAUUCAGCCCCCUUUUUUUAUUUUUUAGGUAUUUUACCCCCUUUUCCUCCCCAAUUUCAUGGUAUCCAAUUGGUAGUUACAGUCUUUGUCCCAUCGCUGCAACCCCCAUACGGACACGGGAGAGGCGAAGGUCGAGAGUCGUGCGUCCUCCGAAACACAACCCAACCGAGCCGCACUGCUUCUUGACACAGUGCCCGCUUAACCCGGAAGCCAGCCGCACCAAUGUGUCGGAGGAAACACCGUACACCUGGCGACCGAGCCAGCGUGCACUGCGCCCGGCCUGCCACAGGGGUCGCUAGAGCGUGAUGGGACAAGGACAUCCCUGCCGGCCAAACCCUCCCCUACCCUGGACGACACUGGGCCAAUUGUGCACCGCCCCAUGGGUCUCCCGGUCGCAACAGAGCCUGGACUCGAACCAGGAUCUUUGUUGUCCUUAAACCAUUUUGCCACAACUUUGGAAGUAUGCUUGGGGUCAUUGUCCAUUUGGAAGACCCAUUUGCGACCAAGCUUUAACUUCCUUACUGAUGUCUUGAGAUGUUGCUUCAAUAUAUCCACAUAAUUUUCCUUCCUCAUGAUGCCAUCUAUUUUGUGAAGUGCACCAGUCCCUCCUGCAGCAAAGCACCCCCACAGCAUGAUCCUGCCACCCCUGUGCUUCACGGUUGGGAUGGUGUUCUUCGGCUUGCAAGCGACCCCCUUUUUCCUCCAAACAUAACAAUGGUCAUUAUGGCCAAACAGUUUUAUUUUUGUUUCAUCAAACCGGAGGAAAUUUCUCCAAAAAGUACAAUCUUUGUCCCCAUUUGCAGUUGCAAACCGUAGUCUGGCUUUUAUAUGGCAGUUUUGGAGCAGUGGCUUCUUCCUUGCUGAGCGGCCUUUCAGGUUAUGUCGAUAUAGGACUCGUUUUACUGUGGAUAUAGAUACUUUUGUACCUGUUUCUACCAGCAUCUUCACAAGGUCCUUUGCUGUUGUUCUGAGAUUGUUUUGCACUUUUCGCACCAAAGUACGUUCAUCUCUAGGAAAAAGAACGCGUCUCCUUCCUGAGCGGUAUGACGGCUGCGUGGUCCCAUGGUGUUUAUACUUGCGUACUAUUGUUUGUACAGAUGAACGUGGUACCUUCAGGCGUUUGGAAAUUGUUCCCAAGGAUGAACCAGACUUGUGGAGGUCUACAAUCGUUUUUCUGAGGUCUUGACUGAUUUCUUUUCAUUUUCCCAUGAUGUCAAGCAAAGAGGCACUGAGUUUGAAGGUAGGCCUUGAAAUACAUCCACAGGUACACCUCCAAUUGACUCAAAUUAUGUCAAUUAGCCUAUCAGAAGCUUCUAAAGCCAUGACAUCAUUUUCUGGAAUUUUCCAAGCUGUUUAAAGGCACAGUCAACUUAGUGUAUGUAAACUUCUGACCCACUGGAAUACAGUGAUACAGUGAAUUAUAAGUGAAAUAAUCUGUCUGUAAACAAUUGUUAGAAAAAUUACUUGUGUCAUGCACAAAGUAGAUGUCCUAACCGACUUGCCAAAACUAUAGUUUGUUAACAAGAAAUGUGUGGAGUGGUUGAAAAACAAGUUUUAAUGACUCCAACCUAAGUGUAUGUAAACUUCCGACUUCAACUGUAUAUGUCCUUUGGAGUAGCUCUGUGAGUAAAAGAGGAAUGACCCUGACUAGCCAGCUGACUGCUUGAGUGUGGCGGUACCCAUUUAUGAGUCAGGGAGAUACUGGUAAUGACUCACAGCAAGGCUAAUAGUGGACACGCCUACAGAGAAAGCGUGCUCAUGGAUAUUGGCUCCAGUCCCAUGCAGCAAUCUUUGGCGUAUGUUUGCGAAACAGGGUGGAGGGAGGCGGAUAACGAGGGGCGGAUAACGGAUCUAGCCACUGGAAUGGAAUUCAAGAUAAAAGAUUGUUCAAUCAGUGAGCUAUCAGUUGUGAUUAGUGCCAUGAUCAGCUUCCUUUUUAACUAGUGAGAAAAUUAUUUUGUUGUGAGUAGAUCACAGGAAAUGGCAACAAAAAAUAAUGCCCAAAACUGUUCUGUUCUUGUGAUCUCACAAGUCUUGUUUAAAGUUUCCUCAUAUCUCUAGUCUAGCUGGAAGGGAAAAGGCGGUCUGAUGUGUAAUUAUUAUACACAUGACAGGAUGAAGGCCCAGCCCACAAACAACUUCUCUCUUUCUGUCUUUGGCAGGAGUUGACUCUCCCUUUACGUCACAGCCUGUGGGCUCCCCCUUCUGUUUGUUUUUGGGAAUUAACUUGAUUGAGUUAUGUAGCCUUUCAAGCAUUCUAUAAGGCUCAUCAAACUUCAGGUUCAGCUAAUCAGUGCUUGAAAUGUAAUAGAAAAUGUGACAAUGAUUGACAGAAUCUGAUAAUACUCCUCACUAUAAGGUCCAUACUUUUACUUUUUUUCACGAGACUGGACUCGAACCAGGAUCUUUGUUGUCCUUAAGCCAUUUUGCCACAACUUUGGAAGUAUGCUUGGGGUCAUUGUCCAUUUGGAAGACCCAUUUGCAACCAAGCUUUAACUUCCUGACUGAUGUCUUGAGAUGUUGCUUCAAUAUAUCCACAUAAUUUUCCUUCCUCAUGAUGCCAUCUAUUUUGUGAAGUGCACCAGUCCCUCCUGCAGCAAAGCACCCCCACAGCAUGAUGCUGCCACCCCUGUGCUUCACAGUUGGGAUGGUGUUCUUCGGCUUGCAAGCGACCCCCUUUUUCCUCCAAACAUAACAAUGUUCAUUAUGGCCAAACAGUUCUAUUUUUGUUUCAUCAGACCGGAGGACAUUUCUCCAAAAAGUACGAUCUUUGUCCCCAUUUGCAGUUGCAAACCGUAGUCUGGCUUUUUUAUGGAGGUUUUGGAGCAGUGGCUUCUUCCUUGCUGAGCGGCCUUUCAGGUUAUGUCGAUAUAGGACUCGUUUUACUGUGGAUAUAGAUACUUUUGUACCUGUUUCUUCCAGCAUCUUCACAAGGUCCUUUGCUGUUGUUCUGGGAUUGAUUUGCACUUUUCGCACCAAAGUACGUUCAUCUCUAGGAGAUAGAAUGCGUCUCCUUCCUGAGCGGUAUGACGGCUGCGUGGUCCCAUGGUGUUUAUACUUGCGUACUAUUGUUUGUACAGAUGAACGUGGUACCUUCAGGCGUUUGGAAAUUGCUCCCAAGGAUGAACCAGACUUGUGGAGGUCUACAAUUGUUUUUCUGAGGUCUUGGCUGAUUUCUUUAGAUUUUCCCAUGAUGUCAAGUAAAGAGGCACUGAGUUUGAAGGUAGGCCUUGAAAUACAUCCACAGGUACACCUCCAAUUUUCACCAGCAAGCAGUGCAUGGCUUAAGUUAUUAACCAUAUCUACUUCUGAGUAUACACUUAUAUGGAUAAGGCUGCUGUCAUAUGCACCCACAUUAGGGCGCCGACACACUAGAAUUUUAUGUUAGAGAAUUUCGGAUGAAGCAAAUGCUUUUUGAAGUUGUACUGUUGACGGACCAAAACUGACAAUGAUGCAGGUCAUACACAAUUGAAUGUGUCAUGCGUCUGAGUGUGGCCUUAGCCUUAGGAUUUCAACCCCCAAUCCGCAGUAGUGACGUUAGGGACCUUUAACAUUGCAUUAGCAAUCCCCAUAGCUCUCUCUAUAGGGAAGUAGCUAAUCAAAAUCAAAUCAAAUCAAAUUUUAUUGGUCACAUGCGCCGAAUACAACAGGUGCAGACAUUACAGUGAAAUGCUUACUUACAGCCCUUAACCAACAGUGCUAAUGCUUACUCCCCACACUAACUGAGUUACAGUACAUGACCCCUUAACAGCUGAAUACAUUUUAGUCAUUUAGCAGACGCUCUUAUCCAGAGCGACUUACAGUAGAGAGUGCAUACAUUUUCGUACUGGUCCCCCGUGAGAAUCAAACCCACAACCCUGGAAUUUCAAGCACCAUGCUCUAUCAACUGAGCUACACUGGACCAGAAGACUUGAGGUUGCCUGAUGGUUUUAACAAUGUGAUGAUGGUGGGAAUAACCCUUUUACAUUUUCAUGUGUAGAUCUCAGCUGUUCUUGCUGCAUGCCAUUUGAUAGUAGUCUACUGAUGGUGCAUGAUUUCAGUUAAAGCAAAUUGGAAGCAAUUUUCAAAGAGGAGUUGAGGUUUUGGAAAACAAUAACACAUUUUUGAAGGCUUGGCUCAGACUGGCCAAAAUGCAUUAGGUUGGCUAUUCACUCACUACUAUGAACAAGGGUGAUUUGAGCUGAGUGCUUGGAAUGAGUUAAGUGUUUUUUUUUUGUUACUAACAGCAGCCUUCAUUGAAAGUGGUGGGAUUGAAACCGCACCAGACAAUGUAAAUGUUGUGUUUUAAGACAUCUAGGUAAUAUUUGAGAAAGAUGCACACAUGACUAAUUUAGGCUAUGAUGCCUUUAGAUUUUGACUGUUAAGAUUUCUGUAUAGUUAUUUUGACAGUAUUUUAAUAAAACAUUUGGAGCUCAGCUAAAUUAGCUUAUAUUUAUUCAUUUAUAUUUUAGUCAUUUAGCAGACGCUCUUAUCCAGAGCGACUUACAGGAGCAAUUAGGGUUAAGUGCCUUGCUCAAGGGCACAUCGACAGAUUUUUCACCUAGUCGGCUCUGGGAUUAGAACCAGCGACCUUUCUGUUACUGGCACUACGCUCUUAACCACUAAGCUACCUGCCGCCCUACACUUUCUAUUCCCUCUCUCACACUUUCACCCCAGGUUGAAAUGAUUACAUUUGAAAAUGCCUCUAUCUCCCUCGUCUCCCAUCUGGGCCAGGUGCUUCUAUUCUGAGCCUGCUUCCGCUUGAGGUUUCCUCCUCGUAUGAAGGCUUUCCAGGCCACUGUGCAUCUGCUUGCUCUUUGGAGUCUAGACCAGGUUACUGUGAAGCACUUGGUGACAACCGCUCAGUGUUUAUAAAUACAUUUGAUUGAUCAUUUUUUACUAUUUUCCCUCUGUGGCUAGGUGACUGCUGGCUCCUGGCAGCCAUUGCUUCCCUCACCCUUAACGAGAAGCUGCUACACAGGGUGGUCCCUCAUGGUCAAGCCUUUCAAGACAACUACGCUGGCAUCUUCCACUUCCAGGUCCAAUCAAUCAAACAGAAUAGAGGAAAUGGAAUAGAAAAACAUUUUAAUGAAAGAUAAUAUAAUGAUACAGCUUCAUACAGCGUGGUAGCCUACAUACAUAAGAAAUAGUGACUUGUCAUAUUCAGAUUGAAGUUUGAUUUGAUGGAUUUUAAAUCAACCUUUGUAGGUUGCAUAAAACAGCAUAAAACAAUUAUAGCCUUCAUGUCUGACUCCAAAUUCUUCACCAACAGUAAUGACUGUUUUGUUUGUUCACAGUUCUGGCAGUUUGGAGAGUGGGUGGACGUUGUCAUUGAUGAUCGACUGCCUGUCAAAGAUGGCGAGCUGAUGUUUGUUCACUCCGCUGAGGGUAACGAGUUCUGGAGUGCCCUGAUUGAGAAGGCAUAUGCCAAGUAUGACUUUCCUAAUAUUAGCUAUUAUCUGUGUCAAAAGCUUUAAAAAUGUUUAAUGGUUCUGUAAAACAGGCUGUAAUUCAGGUAUACAGUGCAUCCAUCUUAGAAUAGAAUUUUCUUUUUGCAAAGUUUUAUUUGUUACACCAAGUAAACAGUGGGUAACGAUUGUAUGUUCAUAAAGCAUACAUGUCACAAGUCCAGUUAGCUCUGACAUCUGUAAUUGUAUCAUACAUUCCUUAAGCUUUCGUCAAUCUAUGAAGCUAUAAUGAUAUGUUUAUUAUGUGCUUAGGUGUAAUGUUUGUUUUAUGAACAUACGUUUCAUUUACGAAUAUUGUAGAUGGUGAAUACUGGUGCAUUUUUGCAUGAAGGGACAUAAUUAUUUUCCAGGGUUGACACAUUGUGACAUUGUCAUUCCUUUGUUUUGUGUUAGACUGAGUGGCUCCUACGAGGCCUUGUCUGGUGGCAGCACCACAGAGGGCUUUGAGGACUUCACCGGUGGCGUGGCAGAGAUGUACGAGCUACGUAAGGCGCCUAAGGAUCUGUACCGGAUCAUUGGUAAAGCCCUGGAGAGAGGCUCCCUUCUGGGCUGCUCCAUUGACGUAAGUGGCGUCCCUGUUACAUGACACACAGGACAACCUGCUGUACACAUAUGCAGUCCUCUCAGAUAGGGGUUGUUUCUGGACGGGACCUAGGUCACUGGCGCAGGUCCUAUGUUCUAAUCUAGGUUGACAUUUUCGCCCCCAUUCAGCUUUUAAAUUCCCCAAAACAACGGAAUCACUCGCAUCAUGAAUCUUGGCUUAUUUUAUUUUUUUAAAACGAUCUUUCCACAUAAUGGAAUUGUGAGCUGCAGUAUUCUCAACUUUUUGCCUCUGGUGAUGGUUUGAGCCAAAAGUGGUCCCCUAAAAUGGACAGAAAUAUUGCUUUUGAUAUUACCCCAUUGGACAGAAAUGGGCACAUCUUCCCAUGCCCAUGGGCAUACAGGCAACACUCAAGCCAACAUUUUAGGUAAACAAUAACCUAACCUCCAUACAGCCUCUUUAAAGUGGAGAGACAAAUAGUCUGUUGUUGACAUAGAGCAAAAUCGCAAUUAUAUUUUUGGCCAAAGAUGUCAUGUCCCAAGUGUGGGUAGUAAUAAUUGAAUAUGUAUGAUGACAUCUGUUUGCAUUCCUAGAUCACCAGUGCCUUCGACAUGGAGGCAGUGACCUUUAAGAAGCUGGUUAAAGGCCAUGCCUACUCUGUCACAGGUCUGAAGCAGGUGAGUGAGUGAAAAUAAGGCUUUGGAUAAUGAAUUGUGGAAAAGUGAGGGAUAUGCCUCUUCCUGCGGGCUAUUUCAAGCCUUAGGCCAGGGUUCUGCAAUUCUGGUCCUGGAGGGCCGAAACACCUCUGUUUUUCAUCAUCUCCUUCUAAUCAGGGGCUAAUUCAGACCUGGGACACCAGGUGAGUGCAAUUAACUACCAGGUAGAAAUAAAAAACAGAAGUGUUUCGGCCCUCCAGGACCGGAAUUGAAGAACCCUGCCUUAGGCGAUUGUGCCUGAUUCAUACUAUAGGGCAGACCCGAACCAUACUGUAAUAGCGCAGAUGUUUUUUUCUCCACAUUGUCCUUUCCAGCAUGGUUCCAUGGUGGAUUCUUAAGCAGGCCAGCUAAGUACAACUUAGCAUAGCUUGGCUCAGCUUGACCUUAGUGUGAAUCUGGAAUUGGAGGAAAAGGAGUGGUGAAAACAGGAAUAUGUAUUAUAGUAGACGUAAACAAAUCGCAAAAUAAGAGGCACUUAUUCUCCUGAUCUUUCAGUAUACAGGCAAUAUUUUGCAGAAAUUAUUUAUUUCCAAAUUAAUAGUUAUACGGGCAUCUAUGACUAUCAAACAACAUCUGGAUUGAGAAAUUCUACCGUCAAAUUGGAAGUUGGCAAGUGGUUACACUUUCUAUGUAAAAUCUGACCCACAUUUGUUUGUGUGUGUCUGUCUAUCAUCAUAGGUGGAUUUCCGGGGUCGCAUGGAGAAGUUGAUCCGUAUUCGUAACCCCUGGGGUCAGGUGGAGUGGACCGGGGCUUGGAGUGAUAAGUGAGUUCACAUCACAACCAUCAUGCUUUUCUGGACACUGUGUGCGCAGUGCCGCCUCUGCGUAGACUACACGCUGCGCGUAGGGCCCCGUGGCUCAGUCGGGUAGAAUACACAACGUGCAUCAGCAGUUUUUCUCUUACGUCAGUCACUGACAGUCACUCAAUUAGCCCAUGUCAGCUAACAUUUUAUAAGAUUGCUAGGUAAUGUUAGUCAAGCCAGCUAUAUCUAAACCUUCAUGGCUGAUCUCCAGGGGGCCCCUGACCUCCAGGGGUCCCCCAUUGAUUUUGUUAGUCACCCAGAUAUCGUAUGAACAUGGCAAAAGUCAAGGAAAAAUGUAUAGAAUUCCAGGAAAUUAGCUUUAAAACUGCAACCAAAUCUCGCUUAGGGCCCCCAAAAGGCUGCGUGUGUGUCUGUGUAAGGAUUUGUGUAAGGAUUUGUUUGUGUGCACGAGUACUCCAGUGGACCUCUUUCUGAAUUCGCUAUUCAAGUUUCAAGUUUUAUUAGUCGUAUGUACCGGAUACACAUGGCAUCCAACGAAAUGGUUACUUGCAGGUUCCUUCUCGACAAUGCAACAACAAUAAGAAAUAAUAAAAUAUAAGAAUACGAACAUAAAGUAAAUGACUCAGUAGAAUAGAAUAAUCAUUUUAGCAUAAGUUUAAUACAGGAAGCCACAAUUUAUAGUCUAAUAUUUACACUUGUUUUGGGGAAGGGGGGAUUGGGGGGAAAGUGUUUUAAAUUGUGCAGUAUUUAGCAAUAAUAAUAAAGAGUCUGUUAGCAGCAGUUGUGAUGUGUGUGUAGCAUGAAUGUGUGUAUGUGUAUAUCUGUGUGGGUGGGUGUGUGCGUGAGUGAGUGCAUGUGUGCUACGGUGCGGAGAAUCAGUGCAGGUGGUCAGUCAGUUCCAGUUCAAGUGUUCAGCAGUCUGAUGACUUGUAGAUAAAAACUGUCUCUGAGCCUGUUGGUAUCAGACCUCAUGCUCCGAUACCGUCUGCCAGACUGUAAGGGAGUGAACAGCUCGUGGCUGGGGUGUGUGGGGUCCUGGAUGAUGCUGUGGGCCGUCCUCAGGGGCCAUAACCAGCCUCUUGAAGCACUUCAUGAUGACCGGGGUGAGCCUAUACAGGGGCAAUAGUCAUUUGGGCAUGUCACCUUGUUUUUCUUGGGCACUUGGAUGUAAUGGUCUCCUUGAAGCAGGUGGGGACUACAGCCUGGGACAGUUUGAAAAUGUUAGAGAAGACGCCCACCAGCUGGUAAGCACUAGGGCUGGGAUGAUACCAGUAUCGCAAUAUUUAUUCCAUGGCAAAAAAUGAAAAAACUAAGCAGAACAAACUAUUUGGUCCUUUAAAAACAUCCUGUAUGUAAAAUAUUGUCUGCUAUAGCUUGGAAAAUAAAUAAAUGUGACUCUGGAUGACAACAUGAUGUUUGUUUCCAACAUUAGGGCUGUUUUCCUAAAGAAGGUGAAUCUGUUUUGUGUUUUGUUUCCUUGCCACGAUACUAAUGAGUAUCGUGUUACUGGUAUCAUCCCGGCCCUAGUCAGCACACUCAUCUGGGCUGGUGGCUUUGUGAGUAUUCACUGAUGAAUGUUUUCCUAACGUCAGCCUCGGAGAGCGAAAGCACCUGGUCAUCCAGAGCAGCCAGUUUUAAGGUUGUUGUCAGUAAGAUCUUUGCAUUACAUUUCUAUUGAUCAAUUAUAAACAAUACUCAUCACUGUCUCUCUCUUUCUCUCUCUCUCUCUCUGUGUCUGUCUCUCUCUCUCUCUCUCUCUCUCUCUCUCUCUCGGAUAUUGCUAUUAGUUCGUCUGAGUGGGAUGCGAUUGAUCCAACAGAAAGGGAGGAAAUGAAUUGUCACAUGGAGGACGGGGAGUUCUGGUGAGUUCACAUUCCGAGAUAUCGCCUUGUGUGUUCUCCCCCCACAACGCUCAGUUGUUUGUUCUGGUGUCCUGUUUGUUGGGGCUGGACCCUGUAUACCACACCUGCACCCGAUAAUAAUCUAACCCAACCCACACCUGACCCAAACCCGAUGGAAAUGUAUUACCAUUUUAUCAAACUUUUGACAGAUUCCAUCGGUCUCCCUUUCCAUGCUCUCUGUAUAUCCAGGAUGUCCUUCCAGGAGUUCCUGCGUCAGUUUUCCCGGCUGGAGAUCUGUAACUUGACAGCAGACGCUCUGAGUGAUGACAGCCAGAGUUUCUGGAACACCAUCAAGUUUGACGGAGGCUGGAGGAAGGGCAGCACGGCUGGAGGCUGCCGGAACCAUCCAAGUGAGAGAACACCAUGACCACUACACUACACCCACUACCUUGUAGGCACUUGUGUAGACCUGAGAGGAUUGGAUAGUUGUAAGCAAUAUGGUGACAAUUCCACCUGGCCUAGGUGGUAGGAGCUAGAGGUUGAUUUUGGAGUCAGGGAUACACUUCAACUUCAUCAGCCACUGACUGCAUGUCUGUUGUUUAUCACAUGAGUUGCAUACAUUGUUAAUGGAUUGCAUAUGUUACAACAUACAAACAUCCUAGUGAGAACUUACCAUAACAUCUUUUUUAUAAGGAAUAGGCAGCUUAGUGGGUAAGAGCGUUGUGCCAGUAACCGAAAGGUCGCUGGUUCUAAUCCCCGAGCCGACUAGGUGAAAAAUCUGCAAGGCACUUGUCUGCUAAAUGACUAAAAUGAAUAAAUUGAUAUUUUGUUGUUACUCUUUCAAGUACCUAGUUAUGACAUUAGGGGGUGCUGUAGGAUCAUAGACAGAAACAGAUAAAGGAGAGAAGUGAACAAGUACUCUAGCUCUGGGGCCAUAUGUAUCGGAAGGACGUGGUCUAAGAUAUUUGCCUGUUUGUUUCUUUACCUUUACAAUUCUUCACUUGGCAAAGUCACCAUACAGACCAUAUCAACGGCGAAGGUUGGCUAAUCUUAAAACGUUUUGUAGGCAAUGUCCAUGGCUCGGACCUGCAUUGCAAUUUAGGCUACCGAAAUGUGAAUGCAAUGUGUAGGCUAGUAUUCCCAUGUUGAAGCCUUUUUGUGAAAAACUGGAUACAUGUUUUUUUUAUAACUAGGCCGAUUUUAUAGGGUUACUAUAGGCCUAUGCCAUUUAAUAAACAAUCUUCAAACGCACAUCCAUGCUCUCCUGACGAAUUGGAGUUCAUGACAACGGAACAUCAAACACCAUAAAUACACAACCACAUUAAAGGCUUAGGAGCAGGUUUUCAUUGGCCAGUGAGUGGUCAAGCCCUCGUUACACCUAAAUGAAUGAAAAGCGUGCCUCUUUACACCACCGGCAGCUGUUGUGCCCAUAAUUCCCACUGUCAAAACGACAAAUAUAUUUCUGACACACCCACAGUGCUGCGCGAGUGUGCUAAGAUUUACGUUUGCAUUUGGUUUGUUAAAAUAGAGUCCUGAGUUGAGUUAGAAUUGACCACAGGCAUUUUCACUCGCUAUGUUCAAAAGGAACCCAAAACCCCAAAAUAUGCAUUAUCAUGACCUCUGCCUUCUGUCUUUGUUAGACACCUUUUGGAUCAACCCCCAGUAUAAGAUUACCCUGCUGGAGGAGGACGACGACCCUGAGGAUGAAGAGGAGGCCUGCAGCUUCUUGGUGGCUCUCAUGCAAAAGGAUAGGCGCCGCUACCGACGCCAGGGCCAGGACAUGCACACCAUCGGCUUUGCCAUCUACGAGGUGAGGGGUCAAAGAUGACAAGGUGACAUGCCAGUAGCAGAGGAGGAAAUUAAGCCGUAAUAAAAGUCGAUGGAGGGUAGAAUAAAGCAAAGAGACAUUUAGCCAAGUAGAGGUAGAUUCUCUGUAUAAUGUCUGUUUAUUUGAUGUGAUACCCAGUGACCAAAGAAUCAACGAUAGACCAAAACAAAAUGUCCCUAAAACUGACCUUGUCCUUUCUAUUUUCCUUCUUUGUCAUCUAUCGUUACAGAUUCCAGAAGAGGUAUGUAACGGUUUCACACACGCACACAAACAGACUAGCCCUAUCUACCCCCUGUCCCUCUUCUCUCAGUUUAAGGGUUGUCAAAGUGUUCACUUGAAGAAAGACUUCUUCUUGAAGCACUCGUCCUGUGCACGUUCUGAGACCUUUAUCAACCUGAGGGAGGUGAGCGCACGGCUGCGCCUGCCGCCCGGGGAGUACCUGGUGGUACCCUCCACCUUCGAACCUGGGAAGGAGGCUGACUUUGUCCUCAGAGUCUUCACUGAGAAGCAGUCGGAGACACAGUGAGUACAGUACAGUAGUACUUCAGGGAUGUGCAACUUAAAUGGAGAAAUACAUUUCUGUUCACUUCAGCAGCAAAAUUGUCAAUCCUAAAUCAUUUCUAGUCUGGUUUUCUCAAUACACCUCAAUCAGUUGUUGGUAAUUAUGUACAGAUGUCGGAUCUUAAUUUGACCCGUUUCGUCGCAGGAGGAAAUUAUCCUGCAGUAGGAGGAUUUGAAUGUUUGAAGAAAUAUUUAGAAUCGCAGCCAGGGGGCAGCUAGAAUCGGCGUUUGUAUACAAUGCAGUAUCGUACCUACAUAGUAGGCCUACUGCAGGUCCACUGGGCACCAGUUCAACUGGUUUUAAGAUGUCCUUUUUCUCGAUAAUAUAUACUGUAGAUCUAAAAAAUCAUAGGCUGUCAUGCACCAUUGCGUAGGUGAGGUAGCCUACGCAAUGGUGCAUGAAAGCCUAUGAUUUGUUAUGAUCAUGGGGGGGAGUCAUAUCAUUUCAUAUUUAGUUCGUAUUCACCUGUCGGCUGCCACUCAAAAAUAAAAAUACAUUUAAAAAAAGGUACAUAUAUACAAAGCAUUGAUCAUUAUGAUCAUAUUACAGAGUUAAAAAAUUAUAAUACAUUUAAUAUGUAAAGGAAAAUAAACAAAAAUAAGUACGCAUCGAUCCCCAACCUCCUAUCCCCCAUUCCCCCCUAUCCAACAUGUCUCCAUCCAACCACCCACCCACAAUAUCUAUUUUAUGUUAUUAAGCUAGAUAAAAUGACAGUUGUUGAUGUGUAUGGCUGCAUUUCAGAUACAUUUUUAUACAUUUGAAUGUUGGAGUAAUAGGACCUAGGCCUAGCGUUUGACUGCCCCCGCAUGGAGAGAAAAAUAUAACUUUUCAGGGAAUCACAUUUUUGAAUUUCCUGAUGCAGCAGGAAAAUUCUCAGCGACAAAAGAGUGAUCAAGUUAAGAUUCGACAUCUGUAUACCACUAUAGCUUCUAGACAUUGGCACAACUUGGUAAAUAAUUGGAAUAAAAGUCUGUGUGACUAUCGUAUUGUAUUGUAUGGCUAUUACUGAAUGUAAAAAGCCGCUUUGGUAUAUUCUAAACAUUGCAUGUAAACAUUUAUGGAAAUUAUUUGAAAUAUUUGCCAUGUCAUUUCAGAGAACUGGAUGAUGACGUGGUGGCAAACUUUGAAGAUGAGGUAAAGAGAGCUUAGAUGUUCAGGUGUCAACUACCUUGCAAUAAGUGCUUACACCAAGAACUUGACUCAGGGGUGUGAAUACUUAUACAAUUGAGACAUUUCCAUUUUUUAUUACGGGAAAGAUAAUAAUGUAUUUUUCUUUUAGUUUGAAAGUGUGGAGUAGGUUGUGUAGAUCUGUUUAAAAAAACAUAUUUUUUAAGUUACUGCAACAUGUCAGAACUUUGCAAGGGAUUAAAUACUUUCACAAGGCACUGUUAUUUCGCUUGUUGACCAUGUAUGAACAUGGAUGGACAACCGAGUCUUGAUAUCUUCACAGGAGGACAUCUCAGAGAGUGACAUUGAUGACUCAUUCAGGGCCAUGUUCGCUCAGUUAUCUGGGGAGGUGAGUUUCAAGUUUGGUUUUGGUGGCAUGGCUCCGAAACGCAUUUGAGUGCAAAGCUAAUGUGUUUUAUGUUUAAGAACAUGGAGACAUUUGAGUGCAAAACCAUUAUCUGCUUUAUGUUUUAGGACAUGGAGAUCUCUGUCCGUGAGCUCAGGACCAUUCUCAAUAGGGUGGUGACCAAACGUAAGUACUGUUCAUUCAAUGCUCUUCAGGUCCAGGGGGUUUAAUGACUCAUCAUCCAGUCAAUGCAAUUUCUGAAAUGUGGUCUGUUAUCCUAUAUUCAUGUAAGAGGGGCAGACACCAUUGAGGUUUUUAAAUCACUUUUAAAACCCCACCUUUUUAGCCGGGCCUUUAAUAAGUGAUUGUUUUACACAUCUUCUGUGAUCUUGUUCUUUUAUUUAUCCUCUUUACUGCUUUCACUUUUUUCAUUUAUUGUUUUAAUGUAAAGUGUGUUGUGAUUUUUAAAUUUGAUUUGAUUCCCAGACAGGGACCUAAAGACUGAUGGGUUCAGCAUGGAGUCCUGUAGAGGUAUGGUCAGCCUAAUAGACGUAUCCUUCCUCAGCUAGUCACUUUAACACUCCCUACCCUUUGUUUCAAUACAUGCUCAACUUUAUUUGGGCAAAGCAUAUAUUACAGCAGUAUUAAUGAAAAGUACUAUGCAGAAUACUAUGCACACACAACAAAACCAAUUGCAUGAUCACAAAAAAUAUAUAAUUACAUUGAUAUGUGACACAGACAAAUGUUUCACUCAAUUUCCAAUCGCUAUCAUGACACCUUGACUCACCUGGCACGCAGAAAGAUGGCAGCGCUCGCCUUGGUAUAGUUGAGUUUCAGAUUCUGUGGAAUAAGAUCAGAAAGUGGCUGGUGAGUUGAAAUAUGCUGAUAAUUAUAUGACAAUAUUUAACUUCUGUAAUAGUAAAAUUGACAAUGGCUUGCAAGAAUGCAAGGCAGACACCCAUAGCUCAAAUCUCUUAUUUUCCCAGGGAAUCUUCCGCCAGUUUGAUCUGGACAAGUCUGGAUGUAUGAGUUCCUAUGAGAUGCGUCUGGCCUUGGAGUCUGCUGGUGAUUACUCUAUCUUCGCACUACUGGAUUGGUAGUGUUCAGUAGACACUAAAUAUUUUUAAAUAGAGUAAAACAGAGAUGUACUAGCUACCUGAACUUGACAAUAAUGUGUAGGUUUUGCUACAGUGUACCUACUGAACACAAUCCAGGGGCUUCAAUGAAACAGCUAAUGACUAUAACUUAUGUACUAUAACUCUACAUGACUUAUGCACUAUAACACAUUAUGAAUUGCAGAGUUGAUGUUGUCAAUGACAUUAUAGUUAAUUCAGGACUGUUGAUAUCACAGGAGGUUGGUGGCACCUGAAUUGGGAAGGACAGGCUUGUAGUAAUGACUGGAGCUGAAUAAGUUGAUGCCAUUCCAUUCACUCUGUUCCAGCCAUUAUUAUGAGCUGUCCUCCCCUCAGCAGCCUCCACUGAUUGAUAUCAAUGGAUAACACUGCUUUCAUCUUUACAGUUAGACUACAGUAGCCUGGUCCCAGAUCUGUUUGUGCUAUCAUGUCAACUCCUUGUCACUUAUUGCCAUUGUAUUACUAUUAGUUGACAUGAUAGCACAACCAGAUCUGGGACCAGGCUUAGACUACAGUAUGUGAUGUCGAAAAAACACUCUCUGGUUUUCGUGUGUUACAUGCUUUAUGAUCUUCACAGGAUUUAAACUGAACAACAGGCUGAACCAGGUGCUUGUGGCCAGAUAUUCUGAAAACGAGGUCAUCGACUUUGACAACUUUGUCUGCUGUCUGGUCAAGCUAGAAGCCAUGUUCAGUAUGUAUUUUUUGCCUUUGACUACACAACCUGGUCCAGAAACAACAUUUAGCCUUCAAGAAAUUGGAUAUAUGUAAGCUCCCCUAUGCCUGAUUGGAAUGGUUAGUGGAGCCAUUAUCACCAUUUUGCAUACAUAUCUGAUCCUUUUAAAUCUGCAAAGGGGGGUGAAGGCUAGGCCAGGGAUUGUUUCUGGACUGAUUUUGUGAAUGAAUUCACAUGAUCAUUGCAUAACUAGGACCAGGAGAAAUUCUUGACUUCUGUCUGUACUGGUAAUUCUGUCCUCCAGCACCAAGACAUUGAUGUAGUGCUCUCUGAAGCUUACAAUCAUUCAUCAAGUCUUCAUACCAUAAUAAUUUCCAUUAAUAUUCUACUUAUCACACAUUAAAAGGAUACUUUGGGAUUUUGGCAAUGAGCAUGCUAGCAGAUACCCAUAGACUUAGUCUUUGUGCUAACGCUAGGUUAGUAUUGGCUCGCGAAACUACCUUCCUUCAUACUGGACACAGAGACAUAAAAAUGGUAUCCACAAGUUCAUCCAACUCUGGGGAAGUAGAUAAAUGGCCUCAUUGCCAAAAUAUCCCUUUAAGCUUCAAUGCAUGUGAAUUGUCCAUGCACUCUUCUUUAACUGGGUAAUUUAUAUAACUUCUGCUACGCAACAUAACAAAAAUUGGUUCAACAAUGGUUAUGUUUCUUUUGUAAACAGCAAGCAGGGAAAUACUUUCAGAGAUGUUUCAUCUAACAGUCUUUUUCAGUGUCCAAACUCCAGACUUCUGCUUUAAAGUUGUUAAUAAUUAGACCCUAAUGUGAGAUUUAACUGGUGAGUCUGUGGGGGAUGUGCCUGCAGUGGUGCCUUGCAUUGAAUUACAGGUUAAAGAUGUCAUUGGUCAGAUGGUCAAGAAAUGUUCAUGGCCUUAAUUAUAGUGUUAAAGCACAAAUAAAUAAUAUAUAUUUCCCCUUAUUUUCACAGAGGCCUUCCAGGAGUUCGAUAGAGAAGGCACUGGAACUGCUAAAAUGAAUAUCACAGAGGUGAGACCAUUUGAAUCUCCAUGAUAUGUGUCUUUUAAUCACUGAUUCACUAUGGAAAACGUAACCUCAUCCACUCUGUCUUUGUCUCUCAGUGGCUGUAUAUGACCAUGUGUGGUUGAAGUGUAUGGUGAUCUUGUAUGCUGUAGAAGAGGACACAUACACACCCAUAGUAGAGGACACCCAUAGCCUCAGUGCCUCCAUAGCAUCUCAAACAACCCCAAAGAAACUACUACUCCCUAGUUUUUAUCACCACUUCAAAUACCUCGCUGCCUCUGCUCAAUAACUUGGGAAUUGCAUUUAAGCUGGUCAAUUACACGUGAUAUGAGAUGCUCUACUAAGGGAGUCGCUGCAUGUAAAGCACUGCACGCAUUAUACAAUGGCAAAGCUUUCAGGGCAUACCGUCGUACAAAGAAUGCCUGCAUUUUUUAUGUUCCAUUCCAUUAGGUUUUCCUCUUUUGUUUAACCAUUGAAUUCAGAUGCUAGUCUGUGAUAAGAGAUGAUGACAUUGUACUCUGUGACAUUCUUAUGUAUUUUUUGCUACCUUUCGUAGGAUCUCUGAUUUUAUGUAGAGCUAUAGGCUGCUAAUGAACUGCAAAUUGUACCGAUGCCUUAGUCUUUAGGAUACCUCAGUACAGUAACCUACAUCAGUUAAAGACAGAAAUAUAAAAAAGUUCAUAACACAUCUUUUUCUCAAGAUGCCAAUUUUAGUUGAAAAAUUGGUGAGGGUUCUUUCAACUCUUUUGAACACUAAAUGUAAGAAAGGGACUCCUCAAAAUGUGACAAGGUAAAAAGUAACUUUGAGGUGUGAGGUGCUCUGAAGCAGGAUAUGUUUGUGUUCUGUGAUUGGUGUAGGUUAUAUCCAAUGCAGAACUGCACAUUUAAUUAUGCAAAUAAUGUCACUGAAUAAAAACUGACUGAACUUUU
Coregonus sp. 'balchen' is the source of this 38329-nucleotide messenger RNA. Lineage: Eukaryota; Metazoa; Chordata; Actinopteri; Salmoniformes; Salmonidae. The record is from the annotation of a GenBank genome assembly.